Armigeres subalbatus is the source of this 2240-nucleotide messenger RNA. RefSeq lists its product as uncharacterized. The transcript has 2 exons. Lineage: Eukaryota; Metazoa; Arthropoda; Insecta; Diptera; Culicidae. The record is from RefSeq and is a predicted model, not a curated record. The coding region runs from base 350 to 2197 and encodes 615 amino acids.
AUCAGCAAACGUUGAGGAGAUUGCGUUAACGUCAAAGCCGUUUCUCGUGCAAGCCGUUGAUAUCGAAGAAACAUAUUCAAUCAGUAGUGAUAUCUCAGGAAAUGUCUAAAUUUAUCUUAUCGUUCCACAAAAUCAAAACAAAUCGCUACCGUUUUUCACGUAACGAACGUUCAAUAUCAGUCUUUGUUUGACCAUCCGACCGACCGUGCUGAUACUCACCAAUCCGUUCGAAACGGAAACGCUCCGCGAGCACUAAUCCGCAGUGUUUCAUCAAGCUUGUCAUGUGAUAUUCAAUUUUUCGCUCAAACCAAUCUCGCCUGCACCAGUAGAAAUAAUCUCCACGGGAAUUAUGACCGACCAGCAGCAGCGCUACCCGGUGGCCGAUCGGAAUCGCCGUGCCAAGAUGCGGUUCCUCGAGGGAAUGAAAACCUUCUACGAAGCCAAGCGGAAGACCUCAGUCGAAUCGCUCCAGUCGGAGUCCGCCAAGAGUACUGCCUCUGUGCCGAAAAUCGAUUUGUCCGUUCCGGGGACACCGAUUUCCUCGCGCUAUCUGCGGUUGAGGCGCGAAUCGCAAUCAGAGGAAGUGGUUGAACCACAAGAACCGGUAUCAAUGCCGAAUGAGAUCGUGGUCAGCAGUUUGGUGAUUGAUAAAUUUUUGAAGGACAUGAAGGGACUUGGUCGAGAUGAGCCAAAACUUGAGGAGCAACAACACGCGGAGGUGGUCAAUCUGGAUAGCUCGAGCUCAGAGGACGAGUUAGAAACAAAAGAAGAUGCGGCCCAGCAAUAUUUUAAGGAAUCCGAAGAGAAAAAUGCAUAUCACCGAUCGUUCAGUGAAGCGGUGCAAACGUUGCACAGUUCAGAAGUCAAAAGUCCGGUUGUGAAAAGAUAUUUUGAGGAGUCUUCGGCAAAGCAUACCUAUACAAGAAAUUUCAACGAAGCGGUCAAUGAACUAAAUCCGGCUAAAGUAGAGGAUGAUCCUUUCAAAGCUGAUUCCGCAUCGAUAACGAAAGGUUACAAGUCAUCAGUACCGGGGACACCUAUCAGCUCAAAGCAUCUGGAUAAAUAUAAGAAACGAAAUUAUAUAAGCGAUUCAUCCGAUGACGAAGAUGAGGGUGAUUCAGUUGACAAUCGAGACCAAACGAGCCUGUCUGAUCCGUUGAAUAAAUUCAUCAAAGAAAUGGAAGCUUUGAAAACGACAAAGCCGGAUUUCAGCAAGACCGUCAAACCACGAGAAAAUCAAUUCUCAGUCGAUGAAUAUCUUAACACGUCGGAGUCGAAAAACAGUUACUCAAGAACAUUUUCCCAAGCUGCGCAAACGUUGAACUCAACUGAUGUCAAAGACCCAACCAUCAAAGACUAUUUCGAGCAAUCUGAUGCAAAGAAGACGUAUCGACGUGACUUUUCCGAGGUUUACCAGGAAAUCAAGCGUGAAGAAACCACUGUGCAGCAGGAAAAACCUAUUCAAGUUAUCGAACAGGUUGAACAGCCCAAGUUGGCCGAAAACCAUGUGGUCCGAAACGAUUCUUUGGAAGAGCUAUUCGGAACGUUCGUUCCACCCAAGCUGGGGGAGAAAGUAGUACAAAAUGACUUCUCUGUCAACUCUUAUUUGUCUUCAUCCGAUGCCAAGAAGUCCUACGCUAGAACUUUUUCUGAAGCUGCCCAAACGCUGUACACAACCGACGCCAAGGAUCCAUCUGUUCGGAAAUAUUUUGACCAGUCGGCGGCAAAAAAUGCAUUCCGAAGAGAGUUCUCCGAGGUCUACCAAGAAGUAGACGUGAAAAAUAUUACACGUGACGUUGUUCCCACCGUACCGACAUCAUCUGACCACCAGCAGAAAGAUAACAAUCGCAGCGAAAAUCCAAUUUCGCGCUCCAACGCCACUGACGGAUUACCACCAGUAAACGAUUCGCCUAAGCAGCUGCCACAAAGAAGUAUCUCCGUGCCCGGGACUCCUAUCAGUUCGAGAAAGCUCUGCCCCAGGGAGAAGCCACCGCGCUCCGCCGCCGAUUCGAAACCAGAGAGCGAUGGUAGCGGCGGCGGUGGCGGUUUUACGAGUGCGAAGUCGGGCAGCCAUUCGAAUUUGACGGCCACGGAACAUGCGGAGAAUGCGGCUUCUGCGUCGGUGAGGGGUCGAGCAGUGUCCGCGGCGGAGAACAACAUGGAUAAGGCGUUUUGGAUGAGCUUCGGUGCUUCUUAGAGUUAUUUUAGAUGUGUACCAUGAUGUUUGAUAAAAAGUUAAA